Molecule: messenger RNA, 435 nt
Organism: Penicillium expansum
Lineage: Eukaryota; Fungi; Ascomycota; Eurotiomycetes; Eurotiales; Aspergillaceae
Product: RlpA-like double-psi beta-barrel domain-containing protein
Exons: 2
Coding region: 1-435 (144 amino acids)
Source: RefSeq, a predicted model, not a curated record
AUGGCAUUCCUCUUCAUGGGAUUGGCUAUUGGUGCUCCCAUGGAUCCUCUCGAAACCAUCACUUCACGUGAUCCUAGCGUUCCCAGCGAGUCAAACAAUACACACAGUCCCGUCACAGGCCAGGCCACCGGCGGUGAUCUAACCUGGUAUAACACCGGGCUUGGAGCAUGCGGCUGGUUAAACAACGAUUGGGACCACGUAUGCGCCGUAUCUCAUGUUGUCUUUGACCGGGCGAAUGUAGACGGCAACCCUAACCACAAUCCACUCUGUGGACGUUUGAUCCACAUCCAACGGGGUGGUAGGGGAGUAGAUGUCACUCUGGUAGAUCGUUGUGAGGGAUGUGGGGAGUUUGAUAUUGACGUCAGCCGUGGUGCUUUCGAGACACUCGGUAACCUCGAUGAGGGUCGAGUUCACACCGAUUGGUGGUGGAUAUAG